This is a messenger RNA of Symbiodinium pilosum, 372 nucleotides long. The record is from the annotation of a GenBank genome assembly. Lineage: Eukaryota; Dinophyceae; Suessiales; Symbiodiniaceae.
AUGAACCUGACAGACUUUCUGAAACAGCUGAAUUCCAAGGUUGACAGUCUGUCGGCACAGCUCACACAGCUCGAGGCUCGCUUCAUGGAAGAGCAGCUGAUACGGAAGAAGUACCACAACCAGAUCCAGGACAUGAAGGGUACCAUCCGCGUGUUCUGCCGCUUCCGGCCCCUGGGCAAGAGAGAGCAGGAGAACGGGGAUGUGACGGUCCUUCACAAGGCAGACGCCUUCUCCGUAGAUUUGCAACGGGGGGCUCCCCACAACGACUCCCGUCGCUUCGAGUUUGAUGCCGUCUUUGGCAGCGACUCCUCGCAAGAGGAAGUCUUCGGAGAUUGCCGGGGCCUUAGGAAGGUUCCUACAAGCAGCGCUUGA